Oncorhynchus masou masou (cherry salmon) is the source of this 6455-nucleotide messenger RNA. RefSeq names its product neural proliferation differentiation and control protein 1-like. The coding region runs from base 246 to 1223 and encodes 325 amino acids. Gene Ontology annotation, cellular component: membrane. The record is from RefSeq and is a predicted model, not a curated record. Lineage: Eukaryota; Metazoa; Chordata; Actinopteri; Salmoniformes; Salmonidae. The transcript is spliced from 9 exons.
CACACAUAAAGCGACAUAAUGGGAUCCUGCGCAAAACACAUAGCAGACGAAAUCGUUGACCAGCGCUCUAUUACCGAAUCUGGUUCUUGUAACUGAGCGCCUUUUCUACUCCGCAUUCUGACUACAUAUUUACAAAAGCUGAGCACCUUUCCAAAGCUUCUUUCUGUUCUAAGGGGAUGGGGGAAUGAUCAACCCGACUCCCCAUCUCCAGCUCAGUUGUAUCAGUUGUAAGAGCGCUUUGCAGUAUGCCAUCCCCGAGAAGAGGUGUCGAUCACCGACGGAGAACCGCCGCCACGCUUCUAACCCAGGUUGCUGUCUUUGCAACCUUCGUUGCUAUGAGCGCAUGCAUGCCAGGGUCUUCUUCAGUAUGCCCGCGGAGCUUAGACUGUGCCCGAGCAGGGCGUCAUUUCUGCCAGCCGGGCAGCUCACACUGCGGCCCCUGCCUGAACCCGCUGGUAGAGAACUCACAUGGCAGAUGCAUAGUGAAGAGGAGACACACUCACGCCCCCCAUUUUGCGGGAAAAGUGACCACGUUCCCUGAAGUGGAUGAGGAGAUAGACUUCCUGUCCACCAUCAUCAGCCAACGGAAGGAGUCAGGGGUCAAACAUCCAGCUCCUCUCUCUCAGGAUUUUUCCAAAGCCAAUGAGGAAGAUGACCGAUCCAUGAUCCUCACCCAACGGCCUACCACAGAGCAGCCUACGACACACAGUACCACUACAGCCCCGUAUAACACGACGACAGCCGCCCCCACCACCACCCACAUCCCAGCAGUUCGUAGUGGGCCCCUGAUCAUCCCUUACCCCGCCAACGAUCAUGUGUUUAUUGUCAUGACCAGUGUGUUUGUGGUCAUGGGAUCUGUGGCCUUGCUCUUGGCUGGUGUCUGUUGGAUCAGGUUGCAGAGAGGUGUGCGCCUGGCUCAGAAGGCAGACUACCCUGCUUAUGGGGGUACAGGGCCCCAUUCCUAUGACAACAAUGUGCCUGGGGAUAAGAGGCUGGCUCAGAGUGCCCAGAUGUACCACUACCAACACCAGAAACAGCAGAUGCUCUCCCUGGAGAAACAACGGGAUGAGCCAAAGGUGCCUGACUCUGUGGCCACGUCAGAUGAGGAGAAUGAGGAUGGGGAUUUCACGGUGUACGAGUGUCCUGGAUUGGCCCCAACAGGGGAAAUGGAGGUGAAGAAUCCUUUGUUUGAUGAUUCCACCCUUCAGCGGAGCCACAAGUAACCCUGACAACCCUGGACAUUCUGAUAUGCACCUAUAAAAGAUGUCAUCCUACACGUACAGGAAGAUCAAAUCACACUUAAUUACUCAAACACCUACAAAUACACAUCGGGUUUCUCUAUACCUAGCCUGUCUCACAUGAUACACUCCUAACAUGGUAGGGUGGCAGGUUUGUAAGGAGAGAAGGAAUGAGCGGAGGUUGUGAGAAAGAUGGACUUGAAAAGGAGGAGGUGAAUCUCCUCUUGGAUUGGACUGAUAUCUGGGACCCGUGACGUCUCUCGCACUUAGAAAACCUACACAACGUUGUAUCUUUCCAUCUGGCCUAAAAUAUCCAUUCCUUCGUAUUUUGUUAUGUUUAUCUUAUCUCUGGUGUAAUUGAUCCUGUAAAAUUCUCUCCAUUUUUUUUUCUGUCAAACAUGUGCACACAUCUUCCAACAAACUGACUGAGAGAUUGUGUAUGACGAUGGAUAACAUUCUCCAAGUACUGCUCUCCCCCUCAGUCCUUCGCGCUGUGCCACCCCUGUACAGAGGAACUUCUGGGUCGUAUUCACUAGAAAUCAAACAGAAGAAAAAUUGACAGAGGGACUAUACCUGAACUUUUCCAACAAGAAAUGCUGUUUUCUUUUUCCAUUGCAAAAUGUAUCGCCACAGUGUGCGCUAAUGAAUACAACCCUGCUUCAUACGACAGAUACCCACAGACAGGUUCAAGGAGAACAGAGAACUACAGUGGGAAAAGAAAGAUGUGUUAUGGGCCUAUAGGUAGCUGUAGACUUGAAAACUGGUCCUAGAAAUAAUUAUGGAACUGCAGACGUUAGUUCAAGCCUUUUGAAACGAAGAAUGGUUGGCAUAGUACAAUUAUAAGGCUGUCAAUGCUAAUCAUUGGCCAGACUAAAUGGCUGCAUUACAAAAGUCACCUCAUUCUAUAUAUAUAUAUUUAUUUUUUAUAUAUAUAUAGAAUGAAGUUCCAUUAAUUAUGGCUCUUAAAUAUCUGAAACUCAUUGACUUUCUAAUAAUUUAACUUAAAAAAAUAAAUAAUUUGUAUUUUAUUUUACUGUUUCAUGUACACAUGCAGUGCAUACGGUAAACCUGACCUGUUAAAGCUCUCUUAUAUAGCCAUUAUAUUAUCAUUAUAUAUGGUCCCUCUAUGCAUGACUUGAUGACACUGGGUUCUGCUGAAAAGGGAUAAAAGUCUAUAUGCAUUUAUGAUUGUUAUUCAAGUUUCCUGUGUAAACUUGCUUAUGCUAUCUAGAGAACGUGAAUGAUUUCAAAGGAAUUUGGAACCUCUUUACAGAACUCUGAAACAGAGCAACCCCAUCGUGUACACAGAUUUGUCCCCAUGAUUUGUGAUGAUCAUGUAAAUAGCCACUGACGUGUACUGUACAGAGAUGGCCAACUGUCACUAAUGAUGUAUUUGUACACAUUAUUAGUCUAUAUUUCUGAUUGCUGUGUCAAAUGAACCACCGUUUGCUUUAGCCUAAUGUGAGACCCAAAUUGCACCCCAAUCUUUUGUAUCGUGCGUUUUACUUUUUAUGAAAGCCCGAUUAGGGCCUGGUCAAAAGGGUCGCACUAUAGGGAAAAGGGUGCUCUUUGGAGCACACGAGUCUUUUCAGAAGUUGCCUAUUGCCGUUGACUCUCAGGAAUGCUGAUGUCAUUAGCUCUUCUAUGUACUUAACCAUUUCUCUUACUCUCUCUCAUACUGAAAGAAAUGGUAGUCCGACACGUACUGUAACAUGAAUGAUUUGUGGAUGCAGUUAUAUUUUAUUUGCCCAGUUAGGCUUCAAGAACUAUGUAUGUGAGAUAGAAAGAGGAUUCUCUUAGAAUGGACUCAUCCGUUGAUGUAGGCCUAGAUGACUCGUGAAGAUGCUGAACAUCAAACCUUGACUGUUUUACCACAUACGUACAGGUAACUGUCAAAAUAAAGAGAACCCCAAUGCAAAGUGUCUUAAUUGGAAGUGUUGCCACCACGAGCCUCCAGAACGGCUUCAAUGCACUUUGGCAUAGGUUCUACAAGUGUCUGGAACUCUUGGAGGGAUGUGACACCAUUCUUCCACAAUAAAUUCCAGAAUAGAAAUUUUGUUGAUGGCGGUAGAAAAAGCUGUCUCAAGCACCGCACCAGAAUCUCCCAUAAGUGUUCAAUUUGGUUGAGAUCUGGUGACAGAGAGACACACACCAGCUUUAAACCCCCUAUGCUCUUUCAAUGUCACAGAUUUCUGAUUCUAGACAUUGUAGCCAAAAUAAUGGCCAACUUGACAUUUUUAUACAUGACCCAAAGCAUGAUGGGAUGUUAAUUGCUUAAAGCCCAGUGCAGUCAAAUGUUUUAUAUAUACACUGAAUGCACAAAACAUUAGGAACACAUUCCUAAUAUUGAAUUGCACCCCCUUUUACCCUCAGAACUGCCUCAAUUCGACAGGUCAUGGACUCUACAAGGUGUUGAAAGCGUUCCACAGGGAUGCUGGCCCAUGUUGACUCCAAUGCUUCCCACAGUUGUGUCAAGUUCGCUGGAUGUCCUUUGGGUGGUGGACCAUUUUUGAUGCACACAGGAAACUGUUGAGUGGAAAAAACCCAGCAGUGUUGCAGUUCUUGCCACUCAAACCUGUGUGCCUGGAACCUACCAGUUCAAAGGCACUCAAAUCUUUUGUCUUGACCAUUCAGCCUUUGAAUGGCACACAUACUCAAUUGUCUCCAGGCCUAAAAAUCCUUCUUUAACCUGUCUCCUCCCCCUUCAUCUUCACGGUUUGAAGUGGAUUUAACAGGUGACAUCAAUAAGAGUUCAUACCUUUCACCUGGAUUCACCUGGUCAGUCUGUCAUCGAUUUCCACACUGAGGUUAGAAUAACACUAAAAUUGUGAAAAUGAUAAUGCCCUUUUAGUGUAAGAGCUGUUUGAAAAGACUGCCUGAAAUGUUCAGCCUACUGUAGUUUUGGCCUGCCUGGUGUCAUACCCAGGUGUUGUUAAUAGACCAAUAAGAAGAGAGUUCCAAACCCCUCUGCCAAUAACAGCUAGUUUUCAGUUUUCCCCUCCUCACUCUGACCAAUCCCAGACAGUCCUAGCAAAAUUCUUGUUUGAGAAGUUGUUCUUUGCUAAGAAGCUAUUUUUGUUUAUUUUUGAUCAUUUUAAUUGAACACAAUCACAGUAAGGCACUUAAUUGUUACCCAGAAAUGAUUUAAUAUUGAGAAAAGUUUUUUUUACCUUUAUUUAACCAGGCAAGUCAGUUAAGAACAAAUUCUUAUUUUCAAUGACGGCCUGGGAACAGUGGGUUAACUGCCUGUUCAGGGGCAGAACGGCAGAUUUGUACCUUGUCAGUUCGGGGGUUUGAACUCGCAACCUUCCGUUUACUUGUCCAACACUCUAACCACUAGGCUACCCUGCCGCUGAUUUGGCCCUUUAAGGAACCAGACCUGUGUGGAAGCACCUGCCUUCAAUAUACAGUACUUGUAUCCCUCAUUUACUCAAGUGUCUCCUUUAUUUUGGCAGUUACCUGUACAUCAAUACUGUCCCCUAGGCCCUAUGGUUGCAAAAUGCUGAUAACCUAACCAAAAUUGCUAGGUUUUCCAUAAAUCUUUGUUGAAGGAUUGACAUUUGCUCUUUGCUUGCUUUCACGAAUGUGGAUGGUUAAGAAUCUCCAGGAGUGACUAGUGACUACCCUUUUUUUGUACAGUAAACCACCCUCCUGGACUAGAGGGUAAUUAACACACCAACCCUGAGAGACGAACAACCUCUUUUACUACUACUGGGAUUGUUGACCGUGAUGCAUGAAGACAUAUCAGAAAAAUGUAAUAAUAUAAAUAUUUGAUCUUAACUGCGACAUGGUCUGCUGUGCUGUGUUUUUUAUGACAUAAUGGACAAUAUUGUUGGAAGAUGAUCUAAAGCUUCAAGUGAAGAUUGUUUUUAAAAGAAAAUCAAGCAAAAAUACUAGAUUUGAUGCAAACAUCAAUCUGGGAUCUCAUGAGAGAAUCAAAAUAUACAGUACCAGUCAAAAAUUGGACACACCUACUCAUUCCAGGCUUUUUAUUUAUUUGUACUAUUUUAUAAAAUUGUAGAAUAAUAGUGAAGACAUCAAAACUAUGAAAUAAAGCAUAUGGAAUCAUGAGUAAGCAAAAAAGUUUUAAAUUAGCCCUAUUUGGUAAAAGUCCAUAUUAUGGUGGGAACAGCUCAAAUAAGCAAAGAGAAACUACAGUCCAUCAUUACUUUAAGACAUGAAGGUCAGUCAAUCUGGAAAAUGUAAAAAAAAAUUGGACAAAUUCUUCAAGUGCAGUCGCAAAAACCAUCAAGCGUUAUGAUGAAACUGGCUCUCAUGAAGACCGCCACAGGAAAGGAAGACACAGAGUUACCUCUGCUGCACAGGAUAAGCUGAUUAGAGUUAACUGCACCUCAGAUUGCAACACAAAUAAAUGCUUCACCGAAUUCAAGUAACGGACACAUCUCAACAUCAACUGUUCAGAGGAGACUGCGUGAAUCAGGCCUUCGUGAUCAAAUUGCUGCAAAGAAACCACUACUAAAGGACACCAAUAAGAAAAAGAGACUUGCUUGGGCCAAGAAACACGAGCAAUGGACAUUAGACCGGUGAAAUCUGUCCUUUUGGUCUGAUGAGUCCAAAUGUCUUUGUGAGACACAGAGUAGGUAAAUGGAUGAUCUCUGCAUGUGUGGUUCCCACUGUGAAGCAUGGAGGAGGAGGUGUGAUGAUGUGGGGGUGCUUUGCUGGUGACACUGAUUUAUUUAGAAUUCAAGGCACACUUAACCAGCAUGGCUACCACCGCAUUCUGCAGGAUUACGCCAUCCCAUCUGGUUUGCGCUUAGUGGGACUAUCGUUUGUUUUUCAACAGGAAUAUGACCCAACACCUCCAGGCUGUGUAAGGGCUAUUUUACCAAAAGGUAGACGACCUGGCCUCCACAAUCACCCGAUCUCAAUCCAACUGAGAUGACUUGGGAUGAGUUGGACCGCAGAGUGAAGGAAAAGCAGACAAAAUGUGCUCAGCAUAAGUGGGAACUCCUUCAAGACUGUUGGAGAAGCAUUCCAGGUGAAGAUGGUUGAAACAAUGCCAAGAGUGUGCAAAGCUGUCAUUAAGGCAAAGGGUGGCUACUUUGAAGAAUUUCAAAUAUAGAAUGUAUUUGGAUUUGUUUAACACUUUUUUUGGUUACUGCAUGAUUCCAUGUGUGUUAUUUCAUAGUUUUGAUGUCUUCACUAUUAUUCUACAAUGUAGAAAAUGGUAAAAAUAAAGAAACACCCUGGAUUGAG